Messenger RNA from Achroia grisella, 2113 nucleotides. It is a transcript of the gene Hsp60A, whose product is annotated as heat shock protein 60A. Bases 171 to 1889 code for a protein of 572 amino acids. Gene Ontology annotation, biological process: protein import into mitochondrial intermembrane space; apoptotic mitochondrial changes; mitochondrial unfolded protein response. The record is from RefSeq and is a predicted model, not a curated record. Gene Ontology annotation, molecular function: protein-folding chaperone binding; ATP-dependent protein folding chaperone; ATP binding. Gene Ontology annotation, cellular component: mitochondrial matrix; mitochondrial inner membrane. The transcript has a single exon. NCBI's taxonomy places the organism in Eukaryota, Metazoa, Arthropoda, Insecta, Lepidoptera, Pyralidae.
UUUCUUUUUCAUAGUACAUUUGAGUGAGAUAGUCGGUCGUUCGCUUCUUGUUUUUCCAACUAACCUAAACCGGCGGCGAAUCACGUUUUACGAACCCCUUCAGAAUCUUCUAGAAAUAAAGGUUGGAAUAUUAAUUAUUAGUCCGUUCAAUAAUUCCAAACAUAUUAAAAAUGCUUCGUUUGCCUCGGGCCAUCCGUCAAACAGUCUCACUGCACAAAACUCAUCAAUUUUCAAGAUUUUAUGCCAAAGAUGUGAGGUUCGGUGCUGAUGUAAGAGCUCUCAUGCUGCAAGGUGUAGACGUUCUGGCGGACGCCGUCGCUGUCACAAUGGGCCCAAAAGGUCGAAAUGUUAUUUUAGAACAGUCUUGGGGCUCACCAAAGAUUACGAAAGACGGAGUGACAGUCGCCAAGGGAGUCGAACUGAAGGACAAAUUCCAGAAUAUCGGUGCAAAGUUGGUUCAGAACGUCGCGAACAACACGAACGAGGAAGCGGGCGAUGGUACAACGACGGCUACCGUUCUUGCUCGAGCUAUUGCCAAAGAGGGAUUUGAGAAGAUAUCGAAGGGUGCUAACCCUAUUGAAAUAAGAAGAGGAGUCAUGCUGGCCGUCGACUCUGUUAAAGAUAAGCUGAAGAACAUGUCCAAGCCGGUCACGACGCCCGAGGAGAUCGCUCAAGUCGCCACAAUUUCCGCUAACGGUGACCUAGCGAUUGGUCAGCUGAUAGCCGACGCCAUGAAGAAGGUGGGCAGGGAUGGAGUGAUCACAGUGAAAGACGGCAAAACACUCACCGAUGAGCUGGAGAUUAUUGAAGGUAUGAAGUUUGAUAGAGGUUAUAUUUCACCAUAUUUCAUCAACUCAUCAAAGGGUGCAAAAGUAGAGUUCCAAGAUGCUCUAGUCUUGUUUUCUGAAAAGAAAAUCAGCAAUGUACAGACUAUCAUUCCAGCAUUGGAGUUGGCAAACCAGCAAAGGAAACCAUUGGUUAUUAUAGCAGAAGAUGUGGAUGGCGAGGCAUUAUCUACACUUGUUGUUAACAGAUUGAAAAUAGGACUCCAAGUGGCAGCUGUCAAAGCACCUGGCUUCGGUGACAAUCGCAAGGCCACCCUCAGCGACAUGGCCAUUGCUACCGGUGGUGUAGUAUUUGGCGAUGAUGCUAACCUCAUCAAACUGGAAGAUGUCCAGCCAUCAGAUCUCGGACAGGUUGGUGAGGUUAUCAUCACAAAAGAUGAUACAUUGCUUUUGAAGGGCAAGGGUAAGAAGGGUGAUAUUGAUAGGAGGGCUGAACAAAUUCGCGAUCAAAUACAGGAGACCAAUUCUGAGUAUGAGAAGGAGAAACUGCAGGAGCGUCUUGCUAGGUUGGCCUCUGGUGUGGCUGUUUUGCAUGUUGGUGGUUCAAGUGAGGUUGAGGUUAAUGAGAAGAAGGACCGUGUUAAUGAUGCUCUUAAUGCCACAAGGGCUGCAGUUGAAGAGGGCAUUGUACCCGGAGGUGGUUCUGCUUUACUGAGAUGCAUUCCAGAGCUUGAAAAGCUUAAGACUGCGAACACUGACCAGGCAACUGGAGUUGAAAUUGUGAAGAAAGCCCUCAAGAUGCCGUGCAUGACAAUUGCACGCAACGCUGGUAUCGAUGGAUCGGUUGUUGUUGCUAAAGUAGAAGAUCUGGGACCCGAGUUUGGAUAUGAUGCGCUCAACAAUGAGUAUGUCAACAUGAUUGAGAAGGGUAUUAUUGAUCCAACUAAGGUUGUGAGAACAGCACUCACAGAUGCCAGUGGGGUUGCUUCAUUACUGACAACAGCGGAAGCCGUGAUCUGUGAAAUUCCACAAGAGAAGGAGCCUAACCCCAUGGCUGGCAUGGGAGGCAUGGGCGGAAUGGGUGGUAUGGGUGGAAUGAUGUAAGCCAAUAGACCUGCUUAUAUGUGCAUUUAGUGUAUAAGGGACUCCUGUGUGACAUAUUGUUGGGAAUUGCAAUGAUCUUUAGUACUAUCACAAUUGUGCGAAUGCGUAGUUUUUAUUAUAAAGUCUGAUUGUGUUACAAAUGUAGUAGAAUUAUUUAGUUUUAAUGUUUGCUUGAGUAUGCGAGCAUAUUGUUAUUUUUAAUAAUAAAAUAAUCAUUAAUUAUG